Messenger RNA from Penicillium samsonianum, 558 nucleotides. RefSeq lists its product as uncharacterized. The coding region runs from base 1 to 558 and encodes 185 amino acids. NCBI's taxonomy places the organism in Eukaryota, Fungi, Ascomycota, Eurotiomycetes, Eurotiales, Aspergillaceae. The record is from RefSeq and is a predicted model, not a curated record. The transcript has 3 exons.
AUGACAUUAAACGCUCUUGAAUGCAUUCUGUCGUCCGAGAAGAGCAUCCUGGACGAGUCAAGCUUUAUCGCGAGUUUUCGGGUCACUCCAAAGGAAUGGAAAGAGUAUCCCUAUCUUGUGCGUAUCUUAUUGUCUCUUGCCCAACUUCAGGAGCGCCUUCUGAAUUCCAAAAGGCCAACAACCCAUCUCGCUCGGUUCACCUCGAACCCGUUAGUGAUGCUUGCCAACCCGACAACUGGCUCAACUCAAUUGAACCUUCCUACCAUCAAACGGAGGCAAAUUUCGCGCAACUCCAACAUGGAAGCGGCGAAGCCUUCUGGCUUCCAGGCCGAGUCGCAAGAGCCCCAAGGCACGACAUCAGUCAUCACCGAGGAACCCAGCGAUGGUUUAAUCCCAGUGCUAUCGCUCAUUCCCACUGAGACCUUCGAGGAACAAUUGGCUGCACUAAAUCUUCCGUCUGUUUCGGAUACGAGAGACGAACUGAUCUUGACAUUAUCAAUUAACACGUUAAACGAACGUACAACCUACGAGCAAUAUGAUGACUUCAUCUCUGCAUGA